Messenger RNA from Phascolarctos cinereus (koala), 1617 nucleotides. RefSeq names its product Yip1 interacting factor homolog B, membrane trafficking protein (gene YIF1B). The record is from RefSeq and is a predicted model, not a curated record. Lineage: Eukaryota; Metazoa; Chordata; Mammalia; Diprotodontia; Phascolarctidae. Gene Ontology annotation, biological process: endoplasmic reticulum to Golgi vesicle-mediated transport. Gene Ontology annotation, cellular component: Golgi membrane; endoplasmic reticulum-Golgi intermediate compartment; COPII-coated ER to Golgi transport vesicle.
CCUCACCUGCCGCAGAUGCCUCCUUCUCCUCCUCCGCUGCUUUUAUCUGGUCCUUCCUCCGCCCGCUCGGAGCCACGUCCCCCCCCGCCCGCCCCGGGUCUCGGCGGGAGGGGGAGGGCCCUGGAAGAGGCUCGGGCCUUCUAUUGGCCACUGCCCGCCAGAGGGGCGGGCCGGCCCGGGGCUGCGGCCUCUCAUUGGCCCGCGACGCCGCGGACGGGCGCGGUACGGGGGCCGCGCGGUCCUUUUUGGCGUCCAUCGAGGCCAGGUCGGUUCUCCUGGUCCGGGAUGCAGCCGGGGCCCGGCGGCGGCGCGGCGGCGGGGAGCGCCCGGCACCGUAAGUGGCCCAUGAAGAGGAGGGUGCCCGUGGCUGAGCCCAGCUUGGCUGACCCCCACCAGCUCUUCCAUGACACUAGCUCAGCUCAUGGGCCGGGGAGCUAUCCGGGUCACAGGCCCCCCGGGGGCCUGGGCUAUGCCUCCCCGUCACAGCCAGCCUUCCUCGCUGACCCCGUGUCCAACAUGGCGGUAGCCUAUGGGAGCAGCCUGGCCGCCCAUGGCAAGGAGCUGGUGGACAGGAAUAUUGACCGCUUCAUUCCUGUCACCAAGCUCAAGUAUUACUUUGCUGUGGACACCGUGUAUGUGGGGAAGAAACUGGGGCUCUUGGUGUUUCCCUAUCUGCACCAGGAUUGGGAGGUACAGUACCAGCAGGAUGUGCCGGUGGCCCCGAGGUUCGACAUCAACGCCCCAGAUCUCUACAUUCCAGCUAUGGCUUUCAUCACAUACAUCCUGGUGGCUGGCCUAGCACUGGGGACGCAGGACAGGUUCUCCCCAGACCUCCUGGGUCUGCAGGCUAGCUCAGCCCUGGCCUGGCUCACAGUGGAGGUGCUGGCCAUCCUGCUGAGCCUCUACCUGGUCACUGUCAACACCGACCUCACCACCAUCGACCUGCUGGCCUUCUCGGGGUACAAGUAUGUAGGGAUGAUUGGUGGGGUUGUGACUGGCCUGCUCUUCGGGAGGACUGGUUACUACCUGGUGCUUGGCUGGUGUUGUGUGGCCAUCUUCGUCUUCAUGAUCCGGACCCUUCGACUGAAAAUCCUCUCCGAGGUGGCAGCUGAAGGCGUCCUGGUCCGCGGGGCGCGGAACCAGCUGCGCAUGUACCUGACCAUGGCCAUCGCGGCUGUUCAACCCCUCUUCAUGUACUGGCUCACCUUUCACCUGGUCAGGUGAGGGCCCAGGAGGUUGCUCAGACCCAGAGGACCAGGCCGCUGACCCCUGGGAAUGCGAGAAGCGAAGUGGAGCCCCACUGGGGUCAGGGGUCCAUCACUCUGGAGCGAGCUGCCGGGCCCACUACCCCUCUCCUCAAGAAGUCCCUGGCCCUUUGACUGGAACCUGCCCGCCUUCUCCACAGAUUCAUCUCCUCCUUGCUGUUAUGCUUGAGCCCAGUCCCAAACCCCGCCCUAGGAAAGAGCCCAUCCCCCUCCCCAUCUCCUCCUCCUCCUCCCCCAAUUCCCAUCCUCUAAGGUGCUUAGAGAUCUCUAACUGCACAGCAUGCUCCAAGCUGGGGCUGCCGCCCAUAGUGUCUGUUACAGGGAGAAAUAAACCCCUUCGGGGUGCUGCUGA